Hyaloscypha bicolor E is the source of this 2219-nucleotide messenger RNA. RefSeq names its product putative MFS monosaccharide transporter. NCBI's taxonomy places the organism in Eukaryota, Fungi, Ascomycota, Leotiomycetes, Helotiales, Hyaloscyphaceae. Gene Ontology annotation, cellular component: membrane. The record is from RefSeq and is a predicted model, not a curated record. The coding region runs from base 458 to 2146 and encodes 562 amino acids. The transcript is spliced from 8 exons. Gene Ontology annotation, molecular function: carbohydrate:proton symporter activity. Gene Ontology annotation, biological process: carbohydrate transport; transmembrane transport.
CGGCAAGCACCCGCGAUGAUCAGCGGCGAAUAUUAGCGUGUGGAGGAGGAGAAACCCCAGACGAAACCAGUUCGCCAAAUCAACGGGGUGAGAUGUCAAAAUUCUUUCUCCACAGAGACAUUUCUCAGGGCCUUUGGGAUCCUGGCAAUGAGAGACGAGUCAGUCCCAGGGAAGGAGCUAGUAUCUCACACCGCAGAACUCUUUUUGAAAGUGUGACAGCAGGCACGACCGCACCGUUCCGGGACGCCUUUUUGAGUGAUCAUCCUCGGACUGUACUAAAACAUAAUAGCGGUCCUCGUGGCAUCUGAGUCUUCUACAUAAGUCCAUGAUCAACACCCCAAUUUCCUUUCAACAAAUUCGUUCUUGUUUGUUUUUCAUCCUUUUUGACAACAGAGGUUUUAUACGUCAGUCUCGCGACACUUUCCUUAACCUCCAGAACAUUUAGCUUAGCUUCAUCAUGUUCGGCAGUGGUCGGUACUUUGGCCUCCGAGGCCAAUCCCUUAACCUUGCAGUGGGGAUCAUUGCUGGAAUCGAUUUCUUUCUCUUUGGUUACGACCAAGGUGUUAUGGGUGGGCUUCUGACUCUUGGAAGCUGGGUCCGACAAUUUCCCGAGAUCAAUACGGUCGACAAUCCAGGAAACAACCACAUUGCCACCAUCCAGGGUAUCUCAGUUGCGAGUUACAAUGUUGGCUGCUUCGUUGGGGCUGUCAUCACCAUCUUCAUUGGUGAUCUUCUCGGUAGAAGGAAGAUGAUCUUCCUGGGCUCUUCUAUCAUGAUUGUUGGCGCCAUUCUACAAUGCUCUGCUUUUAGCUUGGCCCACUUGAUCGUAGGGAGAAUCAUCACUGGUUUUGGUAAUGGCAUGAACACUUCUACUGUUCCCACGUGGGCAUCAGAAACUUCCAAGUCACACAAACGUGGAAAGAUGGUCAUGAUCGAGGGAGCUAUGAUUACAGGAGGCAUCUGCUUAUCUUACUGGGUCGAUUUCGGAUUCUCCUUCCUCGAACCCAGCACGGUGUCCUGGCGUUUCCCCAUUGCUUUUCAGAUUUUCUUCGCUCUCAUCCUGUUAGCAUUCAUCCUUGAACUUCCCGAAUCACCAAGAUGGCUUAUCCUCAAGGGAAACGAAGAUGAAGCUCUGAACGUCAUUGCAGCUCUGGCCGAUUUGCCAACGGACGACCGCCUUGUCCGUACCGAGUUUGUCGAGAUCAAGGACACAGUCCUGGAGAUGAAGGAGCAUGGUUGGGCUGACCUGUUCUCCAUGGGACCCGAGAGGAACUUCCACCGUGUUGUCCUAGGCUAUGUCAAUCAAGUCUUCCAACAAAUAUCUGGUAUAAAUUUGAUCACCUAUUACGCAGCUACCAUAUACCAACAGUACAUUGGACUUGGAGAUGUUACCGCCCGCCUUCUUGCUGCUGCAAACGGAACAGAGUAUUUCAUCGCCUCCUGGGUUGCCGUCUAUACUAUCGAGAAGUUUGGAAGACGCUCUCUCAUGCUCUUCGGUGCUGCCGGAAUGUCAGGCUCGAUGGCAAUUCUUGCUGGCAUGAAUUACAUGUCUCAAUCAAACAUGGGAGGGUCAGCUCCUGGCGUCAUCUCUGCCGUAUUCUUGUUUGUCUUCAACACAUUUUUCGCGGUCGGGUGGUUGGGAAUGACAUGGCUCUACCCCGCAGAAAUUGUGCCACUGAAGGUUCGAGCACCAGCCAACGGUCUGUCUACCAGUGCAAACUGGAUCUUCAAUUUCAUGGUUGUGAUGAUAACCCCCGUAUCCUUCUCAUCCAUCGGAUACAAGACCUACGUUAUCUUCGCCGUAAUCAAUGCUUUCAUAUUUCCCGUCGUCUAUUUCUUCUAUCCGGAGACCGCCUAUCGCUCCCUCGAAGAGAUCGACAUCAUCUUCCGCAAGACGCAACGAGGCUGGCGCGGCUGGUUGGGUGUGGUCAAGACAGCGGAAAACGAGCCAUUGCGCUAUGGAAAGCAUGGGGAGUUGCUUAUUGACUAUGAGGCGACAGAGGAACAUGCUGUCAGGUCAAACAGCAUUGCUGGAGCUACGCAUAAGCCGAUGGUUAGAGGUGUGGAGGAUGUUAACCGGAAUGGGGGACGAGAGAUGGAGAGCGGGGACAGUUCGGUGCUUGAGAAGGGGGAGAAUAAUGUGUGAAGUAAUUGGAGAGAAAAGGGGAGAGUUGAUACCCAAUGAGCACAGAUAGAUGCGAGCCGGCCGGAAGUGAGAA